Messenger RNA from Phaethon lepturus (White-tailed tropicbird), 422 nucleotides. RefSeq names its product HCLS1 binding protein 3 (gene HS1BP3). The transcript is spliced from 2 exons. The record is from RefSeq and is a predicted model, not a curated record. The annotation marks the transcript as partial. Gene Ontology annotation, molecular function: phosphatidylinositol binding. Lineage: Eukaryota; Metazoa; Chordata; Aves; Phaethontiformes; Phaethontidae.
GUUUCCAAGAAGUACAGUGAGAUAGAGGAGCUCUACCAGAGACUGGUGGCACGAUAUCCAAAGGCUUCUCUUCCGCUCUUGCCUAGAAAAGUUCUCUUCGUGGGGGAAUCUGACAUCUGUGAACGAAGAGCUGUGUUCAAUGAUAUCAUGAAAUUCAUCUCAAAAGAUGAGGAUCUAGCAACGAGUCCUGAGUUACUGGAAUUUUUAGGAACAAAAUCUACUAGUGCCAUUGACUUCAAGGGUAAAAACAUUCCUGAUGACAAGGAGAAGGAAGAUGAAGAAAAUGAGGCAUUGGAUUUUUUCAAAGAAGAGAAGACACCUGACUUAAUCCCACAUCUUUCAUCAGUGGAAAAUGCCAAAAAAGGGGAAAAAAAAGAGGAGGAAGAAGAGGAAGAAGAUUUAGAUCCUCUUGGUAUAAUCAG